AUGACUCUCUCUACUGGCCAUAUCGCUGGUCAGCUGGAGCACCUCAUUUGGUACAAUCUUGACAACAACCUUAUCCGAAAUGCCCUAUUUCUAGCCCAUCGUCUGAGCGCAUUUGAACCGAACUCCUACGAAUCUCAGUACUACCUGGCAAAUUGUCAUUUGCUCAACGGCGAAGUGAAAACAGCUUACGAAGUGAUUAGAGACACGGGCUUGCAAGGCGUGCAUGCUGGCUGCUCCUAUGUUUUUGCUCAGGCGUGUCUCGAUAUGGGAAACUAUGUGGAGGGUUUAGAGGCCCUGGAAUGCAGCAAAAGUAUCUGGGUGUCCAGAGUCCAGUGGAACGCACACAACAAACUUAAUCGACAACCCUCACCUGAUGCCAGUGCCGCCUUUCUGUUGCAAGCCAAACUCUAUGAUGCUCAUAAGGAGUCACAAAAGGCGGUGGACUGCUAUGUGGACUCACUCAGACUCAACCCAUUUAACUGGGACGCACUAAAGGGCCUUUGUGCGACAGGCACCGCCAUUCGAGUUGAUAACAUCUAUCAACUCACCCCCGAACUCCGCGCCACAAUAAAUGCUAAUUUGGCAGGCAUGGCAAAAAUGGAAACGUCGGAUGAAUUCUUCAAUCCGGAUCGUGCCCCAGACCCCAUGCCUGAUCCUUUUAUGGGCAAUGAUAUUUUCGGAGGCUCAGGUCUCUUCGACAAGCAUUCAGCCAAGGCGGCAGCUGCUGCACGGGCUCCGGAAGGCAUGGAGACCCCAGGGACACAAGGCAGCGUGUCGGAAGAGUUUCCUAUUGCAAACGGUGUGACUGAUCCCAUGUGGGAUCCGCCAAUGGCUCCGGCCAGAAAGAAGCGUGAUCCCUCAAGUCGGAAGCUGAACGUUGAGACUAGAGUCCAGCCACCUCCCAGGAUGCGUAGCCGCCAUCAACCUACAGUUCGCAAUAGAUCGGAUUCGUCAGCCGACGAUGAGCCUCUUCGAACAACUCGAGUUGGUGAUCGCAAACGCACUGUUACCGGUCAAGUCGCCCAUCCCUCUUCUCCACCGGUGGAGCCAAUUCCUCCCCAACGUCGCAGCAGAAGACUGUUUAAUCAAUCCCAUCCUACCUCCGUCUCCUUCAUGAGCAUGCUCAAUGGCGGCCCUCGUGAACCGAGGGCGACGGCUCUGGGACGUCCUACGAACGCAUCGAUUUCGACUGUUGGUCGUAUUGUGAGUGGCAACCAAACACCUGUGGAAGCGCCCAUCAGUGAAUCCACUGCCUCUCGCUUCCGACCUGGCCCAAUGCCCAGAGCCUCAGAGAAAAAAUGCGAGAUUGACGCAUUAAAAUGGCUUUUGGGAGAAUUUAAAAAGCUCGCUUCUGGAUAUUAUGAAUUGAGCCGUUACAACUGCUCGGAUGCUAUCAAGCACUUCAAAUCGCUUGAUUCUGCUCAAUAUGACACACCUUGGGUCUUCGCUCAGAUUGGCCGAGCGUACUUUGAGCAAGCAAUGUAUGCGGAUGCUGCCAUCUACUUCAACCAUGUUCGAGAGUUGUCGCCCUAUCACCUUGAGGAUAUGGAAAUCUAUUCCACCGUUCUCUGGCAUUUGAAGGAUGAUAACAAACUCACUCACCUCGCGCGUGAAUUGAUGGACGUGGACCGCUUUUCGCCUCAGGCUUGGUGUGCUGUCGGUAACUCAUUCUCUCACCAACGCAAUCAAGAACAAUCGGUGAAGUGUUUCAAGCGCGCUACUCAGCUGGAUCCUGAUUUUGCCUAUGGGUUCACACUCCAGGGACACGAGUAUCUUGCCAACGAGGAAUUUGACAACGCACUCGACGCCUAUCGCAAUGCUCUCAAGGCCGAUGUGCGACAUUACAAUGCUUGGUACGGACUGGGACAAGUGUACGAAAAGUUGGGUAAAUUGGAGGAAGCCGAACAACACUUCCGCCAUGCUAGCUUCAUUAACCCGUCCAACUCCGUGCUUAUUUGCUGUAUUGGACACAUUCAAGAGAGGUGUGGUGAGCUUAUGAACGCUUUGGGAUACUACAAGCGGGCCUGCGUGGUGGCACCUAUGUCGAUCUUGGCUCGGUUUCGCAAAGCCCGCAUUCUUGAGAUGGUUCAUGAUUAUGAAGGGGCUCUGCACGAGUUGAUAAAACUCAAGGAUCUGGCUCCUGAUGAGCCCAAUGUCCAUUUCAGUUUGGGAAAGCAUAAUGCCGUCAUCUGUUCCUGUUGGGGUAUCGGGCGGUCAAAUUCGAUCGGCAGAAAAAGGUGGAGGCCGAAGACCAUCUCAACAUGUGAAGAGCUCAUUAAGCUUCUCCAGCCAGCCAGAUUCCCCACGCUUCCAGCAGGCUGGUCCCAAGUUCUUUCGUCAACAAAUACCGAAGUUAUUGGUAAGACAAACACCCAACCAUACCUCGGUCAAAGUAGUAACCAGCCACUAUCUCUCAACAGUUGCAGUAUAAUCCCCGCCACUAUGUCUUGGGCUUCGUGUCUUAUGUCUGGGAUCAGCUCACUUGUCCUUGUGACAGGCUCUCUAUUUGCUAUAGGAACCAAGUUUCCUCGGGCAGCGUUUGCAGCUCGCUGCAUCGCCGCCUAUGGUUGCUUGCUCUUUUCCGCAGCUUACGGCGUGUUCGCUUCUAUAGUCCUCCGUCUCGUUGGCUUCGGUCGUAUCUCACAAUGGGCUACUGCUCGCUGUUUCAAGUGGGUAAUGCUAUUGACCACCGGUGUCAAAUUUGAAAUCAUCGAGGGGCAGGAGUACCUCACCACCCGACCUGCCGUCUUCCUCGCGAACCACCAGACAGAGCUGGAUGUUCUGAUGCUGGGUGCUGUUUUCCCACCUUACUGCAGCGUUACUGCCAAAAAGUCUCUCCGCAACGUUCCAUUUUUGGGCUGGUUUAUGACUUUGUCUCGCACUGUCUUCAUUGACCGUGCCAAUCGGGAGACUGCUGUGAAAGCCUUCGACAGUGCAGUCGAAGAGAUGCAUGUCCACCGCCAGAGUGUUUUCAUCUUCCCUGAGGGUACCCGCAGCUACUCUGAUAAGCCUACUCUCCUUCCCUUCAAGAAGGGGGCUUUCCAUCUCGCCGUUAAAGCAGGUGUGCCGAUUGUGCCGAUUAUUGCUGAGAACUACGCACACAUUUUGUACCCCAAGGCUUGGCGAUUCAAUGCAGGCACAAUCAAGAUCAGGGUUCUGCCUCCUAUUGAGACCAAGCAGCUGACUGCUGCAGACGUUGAUAGUCUCACCACAUCAACACGCGAUGCCAUGCUCAGGACUAUUAUGGAAAUGGCGGGCGUCGAAGAGAGCAGCGAGAGUGUCUCGACCGCUGUCGAGCUUUGA
Penicillium taxi is the source of this 3303-nucleotide messenger RNA. Its product is annotated as 20S cyclosome subunit (BimA/Nuc2/Cdc27). The transcript has 3 exons. Gene Ontology annotation, molecular function: 1-acylglycerol-3-phosphate O-acyltransferase activity; protein binding. Lineage: Eukaryota; Fungi; Ascomycota; Eurotiomycetes; Eurotiales; Aspergillaceae. Gene Ontology annotation, cellular component: membrane. Gene Ontology annotation, biological process: cell division; phospholipid biosynthetic process. The record is from RefSeq and is a predicted model, not a curated record. The coding region runs from base 1 to 3303 and encodes 1100 amino acids.